UGUGAGAGAGGUUUCCUGUCGCAGGUAAACUCACCUGAACACUGCCAAUGAACACACACUAACAGGCACACUCUCUCUCUCCCUCCCCACACACACUCACCCACACUUACCCACACUAAAACACUGAGUGGGGGCUGCAUUUCCACAUUCCGCUCUGAGGGAGACACUCCCACAGCUCGGAUCCACAGGACGAGAGGUAGAACCAGUCCACUUGAUGGAUGCAGAGCCAGAGAGGAGAGAGAGAGACACAGUGUGUGACAUCUGACCCUGAAUCAUCUGGACAAUCAUGGCCAAACAUUGGACUCCUGAUCCCAAGUGACAAGUGUCACCAUGCCAACUCCUACUGUCCUCACAGCAACCAGGAGUCCUCAGAGAAGUCGUUAGGUUUACAGGCAUAUUUACAUCUCUGUGACAUAAAGCAGAUCCCCUCUAGUGCUGAGGCUGAGAGACCAGGAGGCAGAGAUGGUUUUCCAGUGGAAUCUGCUCCUAAUUUUCACAUUGCCACUAAAGACGGGACUGGUUUUUGGAUGUGUGUGUCCCGCAGCCACCAUUUUGUCCCAGUUUCCCUCUGAGGUUCCUGUCGGCGUAUGUUGCCUGAACUUCUCUGGCUCUGCUCUCAGCCAUGUGCGCUGGUCUGUGUUCAGCAAUAGGACAAACAUAGAGACACUGGAUCUCUCAUACUGCAAUAUCAGUUCUGUUGACACGAGUGGACAAAAGGAUUCUGCACUGAAGAGGGUUUACUUAGGUCAUAAUAGACUAUCAACACUGCCGAGGGACUUUCUGUCCAGCCAGCAAAGCCUGCUGGAGUUGGAUCUGAGCAAGAACCAGCUUCAGGAGCUUCCUGAGGGUUUCCUCCAGGACUCUGACAGCCUCCAGGAACUGUACCUUCAGGGAAACCAGCUACGCUUCCUCCAUGAAUCCAUUCUGCAGAAGCCCAGUCUGCACAGGCUGGAGGUGGAGGGGAACCCCUGGGACUGCUCAUGUAGACUACUGCAAGCCCUGGAGGAUGGCUUGAAGACUAACAGGACCACCAAGCUGCAGGAUCUGGUGGGGAACCUCACCUGCUUCUCCCCCAAGCACCUAGCCAGCAGGAAUGUGUGGUCAGUGAGGCUCAGAGACGUCUGCCAUCCCCCUGGCCUCACUGCGCUCUUCAUCGUGCUCCCUCUCCUUAUACUCGCUGCCUUAGUGCUUUGCUGGUGCUGCGGGAGGAGGAGGAAGAAGAAAGAUGCGCCUGUGUUCAGCCCCUCGAAGAAGAAGGCCUCCAGCUGCAACGGUCAGAAACAUCACAGCAAGCUUCCGCCUGGAACUGUUGAGCCAAACAAAGCAGGGACUGAGGGUAUCCUCAAAAACCAGCUGCUGUUACGCCCCGCGUCUGCCCUUCUGGGCAGCACCAGAGACAUCUAUGAAGAAGUGGAGAUCAAGCUGGGCUCAGUGGAUUCACUUCCAUGCUGUUCCAGCGCCACAGACGGGAGGCAGGGCUCCCAGGAGCCCGACGGGGCCAACAAGACAGAGCUGGACACAGUGAGUGUGACAGAGGUGAUGAAAGACUCGGCCGAUCGGGAGAAGGCUUAUCUGACCCAGUCCACCGAAUACUACAGCCUGGUUCCAGGUAUCGAGCUGGAAGACUCUGACCACGGAGAGUAUGAGAAUGUCAGCCUCUCGUGACACUAAAGGAAUAGUUUAACUUUUUUUGGAAGGAGGCUCACUUGUUUCUUUUGCUGAUGGUUUGAUGAUCAGCACCACUCACUUUUUUUACAUGUUUGUACUAAAAUUCCUUGAAAUCUAUGACUUAGAGCAGUGGUUCUUAAACUUUUAAUACCAAGUUCUCUUACCAUUAUGACCAAUGGUGUAAAUAGGCCGAACAAAGUCAGCUACAGGGGCAGAUUUAUUCCAAAAAACAUCAUUUGCUCUCUACUCUUCCUCACAUACAUGUCAAACACUGGUACAGUGAAAUUAGAUCAAGAUGGAUCGAGAGGUAAGGUGACUCUAAUUAUUAUUAUUUAUAUUUUUUUUGUCAUUUGUUUCUUAUUUUCUGAGCACUCAAAAUUCCUCAGCUUCACUCCUGGUAACUCCCCCACAAGAAAGUGGUGUUUCCCUAAAAUGAAAAUGACAAGAGGCUCUUUAAAAUGCACUGAAGAGAAACUCUGUGUGUGGACGCAGGGACAGUGUGGUCCCACCACUGUAGUAUCACAAUGUAAGAGGAAGUGAUUUAAUCCACAGCUUUUCCUGUGGGACCUGAGGGACACAGGAACUGUUUGAAAGAGAGGCCCACUUAUUUUUUCUCCCUGGAAAAACAAGCAUAUGUCAUUUUAAAUUAACACUGCACUCAAGGCAAAAUGUUUCUUCACCUCACCCGAGUGUGCCUGUAAUAUUGUAAUGCAUUCCUCUUUGACUUAUUACACUACAACAGGAAGGUCUGGAGCAAACGCCACCUUAAGCUGCACAACUAGAAAUAUCGGUGCCAUGCGGUGACUCACCCUGUCACCAUGUCUGCGGUUAACUGAAGGUGAGAUGUGAAAUUUAAAGUGUAGGCGUGGAGUCGAAAUGUGUCUAAACCGUAGUUAGGACUAAUGCACAUGCUCUGCACGUCUCAAACUGCUGAAUGUGUGUGCGGACGGAUGUAAAUAGGUAUAAAUCAAUGAAAAUAUACGCGUCUGAAGUGAGAAGAAGAGCAGGAUACAUGCAUGUGACUGUUAUCUAAGACAGACGUCUCACGGUCACACUGUUUUGGCUUUGAAUGCUUAUCCGUCGGUGUUCGGUGAGACUGAGCAGCGAGGGUGCAGCGAGGGGCGUGGAGCUUCCUGGAAUUUCCUGGAAGACAGAGGUGUAUUUUCCAGAUGGGUUUUCACAGUGUUUCCACUAUAUAUGUAUAUGUAUAUCUAUCCAUAUAAAGUUUCACUGCGCUUCAAAUGCCAAAAGCCUUUUGGUCACAAAAAUAAAUAGCAGGAAUGUUGGGAGUUGGGAGAAUGUUGUUUUGUUUUGUUU
This is a messenger RNA of Solea senegalensis (Senegalese sole), 2985 nucleotides long. Its product is annotated as SLIT and NTRK-like protein 1. The transcript has 3 exons. The record is from RefSeq and is a predicted model, not a curated record. The coding region runs from base 463 to 1665 and encodes 400 amino acids. Gene Ontology annotation, molecular function: protein binding. Gene Ontology annotation, cellular component: plasma membrane. NCBI's taxonomy places the organism in Eukaryota, Metazoa, Chordata, Actinopteri, Pleuronectiformes, Soleidae.